CGGAGCAGCCGCUGCCGCAGCUCCUGCCCCACCGCCGCCAGCCGCGCAGUCCGGCGCGUUUCUCGGGAGGGGGAUUAACGCGGGAAUGCCGGAAGAUACAGUUUCACAACCACAGGCUGUACAUAGCCAACUGGAGAAGCCAUCAAGUACUGCAAUUCUCUGCAAUAACUGUGGAAAACCAUGCAAAGGAGAAGUUUUGAGAGUUCAGAAAAAAUAUUUCCAUAUUAAAUGCUUUGUUUGCAAAGCUUGUGGAUGUGACCUGGCUCAAGGAGGAUUUUUUGUGAGACAGGAAGACUACAUCUGUACUUUGGACUACCAGAGACUUUAUGGCACACGGUGCUUCAGCUGCGAUGAGUUCAUUGAGGGAGAGGUGGUCUCAGCACUGGGCAAAACCUAUCACCCAGACUGUUUCGUGUGUGCUGUCUGCAGGCUGCCUUUUCCUGCAGGCGACCGGGUAACUUUUAAUGGGAAAGAGUGCAUCUGCCAGAAAUGUUCCCUGCCCCCUUUUAGUAGCACCGGCUCCUUCCCUGUACAGAACCUGCGAAAUUGUGGGGGCUGUGGUUCAGAAAUAAAAAAUGGGCAGUCGUUGAUUGCCUUGAACAAACACUGGCAUUUGGGCUGUUUUAAGUGCAAUACAUGCGGCAAGCUACUGAAUGCAGAGUACAUCAGCAAGGAUGGUGUUCCAUACUGCGAAACAGACUAUCAUGCAAAGUUUGGUAUCAGAUGUGACAACUGUGAAAAGUAUAUCACAGGAAGAGUGCUUGAGGCAGGAGAAAAACAUUAUCACCCAACGUGUGCACGAUGUGUCAGGUGCAGUCAGAUGUUUGCAGAAGGCGAAGAAAUGUAUCUUCAAGGUACAUCCAUUUGGCAUCCAGUUUGUAGACAGGCUGCAAAGGCCGAAGAAAAAAACAAGGAAACAAGAACUUCCUCUGAGAGCAUUAUUUCUGUACCUGCUUCAAGUACAUCAGGUUCCCCAAGCCGUGUGAUCUAUGCAAAGCUUGGAGAUGAAAUUCUUGACUACAGGGAUUUGGCUGCUCUUCCUAAAAAUAAAGCCAUCUAUUACAUUGACCGCCCAGAUAUGAUCUCCUAUUCUCCAUAUAUCAGUUACUCUUCCGAUGACAGGCAUAGUUACGGGGAGUCACCUCAGUUGCUCUCUCCAACACCUACUGAGGGUGACCAAGAUGACAGAUCUUCCAAGCAGUACAGAACAUCAAGUCCAAGCUCUGCCGGCUCGCUGGGCUAUGGUCGCUACACUCCAACCUCCCAUUCUCCUCAGCAUUACAGCAGACCAGGCAGUGAAAGUGGUCGGAGCACUCCAAGUUUAUCCAUGUACUCAGACAGCAAAUCUUCACCUUCUGUCUAUCAGCAGGCUCCUAGGCAUUUCCAUAUUCCAGACACUGGCGUAAAAGAUAACAUCUAUAGGAAGCCUCCUAUCUACAAACAGCAUGCAGCAAGAAGAUCAGAUGGAGAGGAUGGAAGUCUGGACCAGGACAGUAAGAAGCUAAAGACCAGCUGGCUUAUCCUGAAAGGGGAUAUGGACACCAGAAUGAAUUCCCCAGAUUCAGACACACGGUCCCUGUCUCUCACUGCCGGAACCGACAGAGAGAACUUUCCGAGGGCACAGGAGGGCAGGACGGCCGGCUACUCCCGAUUUCCAUAUUCUAAAUCUGCUUCUCUACCUGGCUAUGGAAAGAAUGGCUUACAUCAGCCUGAAAAUAUGGGCCACUAUGAAACAGAUCAGGAGACGAGCUGGGGGAUGAAAGAAUACAAGGUAAGAAGGGCUUUCCCAACACUGGAAGAACAAUCAGAUUCAGCACUACCUAGAAAGAUUUAUCCUUAUGAAACACUCAUUGUAACAAAUCGAGUUCGUGUGAAAUUGCCUAAGGAUGUCGACAGGACCAGGCUGGAGAGGCAUUUGUCUCCUGAAGAGUUCCAGGAAGUCUUCAAAAUGAGCAUUGAGGAAUUUGAUCGUCUGGCGCUCUGGAAACGGAAUGACCUGAAGAAAAAGGCUCUGCUUUUCUAGCCCCUCCUGGAUAAAAUAUGUGCUUAAUCAAAACACAAAUAGUCUUGCCAGAACUAUCACAUGCACUUGCUGUUGAACCAUUGUCCAGCUUCAUUGUGUUAGUAUGUGUCAGGGGAAAUGGGACAGAUUAGAUGGCAAUGCGUUGGAAUACAGAGGAUUUGCUAAUCUUGCAUGACCAGCUGGUUUUGUCAGUAACUCCUGGUCCUACCCAGUUUACAACGUGCAAAGAAUCUAGCUUUAAAUUUAUUGUUGCUUGCAGUCAUUGCUCGAUGCAAAUGGAAAUUCAGAGAGGAAGAGAAAAAAAUGUAGCUGUGACAAAGGAAAUACAUCCAACAUUUUGUUCCAUUAAGUUUUACAACAGAAUUUUUACAAAAUCAAGUAAGUAAUUAUAUAAAAUUCCUCAAUGGGGGAUCACAUGCUAUUAAAAACAUGGUAAAAGCCAAAGAAAAGCAUGUUUGCAAGCAGUUAUUGCAAUUGUUUAUGUGUGGUACUUUUUAAGAAUGAAAGCAAAAAUAUGGAAGCACCUUAAUUCUUAUAUUUAGACACAGCCUACUCUCUAAAAGGUCAUAUUUGUCUACAAGGUAACUAGCUAUCUUUAACUACAACAUAAGAGUUUUUAUUUUAUUAAGAAUAUAUUGUGACAUAAAACAGUUAUAAUGACUAAAAUGUAUACAGACCUACCUAAAAAUUUAGUCCCAUUCAUCAGGAAAACUGAAGCCUUAUACAAAACUGGUCUAAGAGUGUUAUUGUGCCAGUUGACUGUGUUUUCCUACUAGUUUGGGGUGUCUGGAGAACUAUUUUUUUUUUACAUUUCAUGCUGAUAAAAAUGCCAUGUAAUCUAAUUAUAUGUAGAUAGAUAUAUCUAUGUAUAAAAUAAUUAUUUUCAUUAAUAUAUGACCUAAGUAAAAACAUUCUUACUUUCUCUGCUUUCUGGCCUUACCUGGUAAGCCAUGAGAACCGUGAUGGCAAUUGGUAGGUGUGGGAAUGGAACAGUUCAGCAUAAAAUGUAAUUAAAAAAGCUUGAUGUGCUCUAUCAAUAAUACAUCCAAUUAUAAUCAAAUAUAUAAAGUCCUCAUGCAUUACUAUUUGCAUGUUUCUGUACAAAUCAAUUAAAAACACCCAAACCUAUGUGAUACUGGGGCAGUACCAUGAAACUAUCUUAAAUAACAAGCAAAGCUAAUAACAAAAUCUAAAGUGUUUGAUAUGAGCGUUAGACAUUAAUAUCUCUUCCAGCUAAAAGACUGUAUUAAAUUUAAUAAUUCCAUAUGGUCAGAAGUAUGGUUGCUGACAAAGAAUGUUUUAAAGUGGGUUGCUAGUUUUGUGUAAUACUAAAAGAGCAUUACAAAAAGUACAUUUUUUCAGCCAUGUGUCAGUAUUCUACAUUUUUAUUGCCUUGAGUGUUUGUACUCACUUCCUACUUCACUAUGUCUUUUUGCAUUUCCUUAAAGUAACUGGCUAAUAUCUGCACUAUGACACACUGUUUCAACUGACCCAGCAUUGGAAAAAUCAUAGCAUUGAACACACCUUCUUCCAACUAACUUUCAAAAUCCAUGCUGUUGGAAAUAAAUAUUUUCUCAUCACCUAAAUGUUUUGUCUGAUGAUACAAAUGUUUAAAAAAAUUCAUUAAAA
This is a messenger RNA of Colius striatus (speckled mousebird), 3652 nucleotides long. RefSeq names its product actin binding LIM protein family member 2 (gene ABLIM2). The coding region runs from base 86 to 2023 and encodes 645 amino acids. Gene Ontology annotation, cellular component: actin cytoskeleton. The transcript has 21 exons. The record is from RefSeq and is a predicted model, not a curated record. NCBI's taxonomy places the organism in Eukaryota, Metazoa, Chordata, Aves, Coliiformes, Coliidae. Gene Ontology annotation, molecular function: actin filament binding. Gene Ontology annotation, biological process: lamellipodium assembly; cytoskeleton organization.